This is a messenger RNA of Hypoxylon fragiforme, 1551 nucleotides long. RefSeq lists its product as uncharacterized. The coding region runs from base 207 to 1304 and encodes 365 amino acids. The transcript is spliced from 2 exons. Lineage: Eukaryota; Fungi; Ascomycota; Sordariomycetes; Xylariales; Hypoxylaceae. Gene Ontology annotation, molecular function: protein-L-histidine N-tele-methyltransferase activity. Gene Ontology annotation, biological process: peptidyl-histidine methylation, to form tele-methylhistidine. The record is from RefSeq and is a predicted model, not a curated record.
CCCGCAUCUGCAUAGUGCAUACCUAGUACUAGGUACCACAUGAUCCAUCAAGACCUAAAAAAUUGGUGUAGGUGCAUUUCUUUUGCGCUCUAAUUGAUAUCAAUCCCUUGAUACCUUAUUAGUCAUAUCGUAUAUCUAAUAUCGGAAAUUCCGAGGAAGAAAAAGGAAGAAAAAAAGGAAGCUUCAGUUUCGGGACCGAAUCAAGCAUGUCUGGUCAGUUCUCCUUCUCCUUCUCAGGAGAUGACAUAGAGGAUGAAGGGGGGGCGUCAAAUUUUAUCGCGCCCAGCGUCAGCGCACCCAUCCAGCCACAACCCGCAGCUAGCGCAUUUCCUGUUGCGGGAAAACCAUUACUCCCUGCGACCAGUCAUGAUCUACACCAUAUGCUAUCUCAGCUACCAUCUAAAAUCGCCUAUAGCACUUUAGAUAUCGAUCUUGACGGCAACGGGACAAUCCAGCUUCCUCGGCGCGAGUUGUGGGAUGUCCGAGUCCAGCUUAUGGCCGAGGACGAUGGGGGGGAUCCUAAGCCCGGACUAGGCAACCAUGAUGUGAAGACCGGAGUAUACGAAGGCGGAUUCAAGUCCUGGGAGUGUAGUGUCGAUCUCGUCAAGGUCCUUUCACUUUCCAAGUCUUUUCUUUCCGAAGUAGAAGUGGCGCCAAGGAUCAUAGAACUCGGUUGUGGUACGGCUCUCCCCUCGUUGGCCCUUUUCCAGUGGAGCCUCGGCCUUCGAACUUGCAAGAAGGAUUCCGUCCUCUCCAUGGUCUUAGCUGACUAUAAUCCAACCGUCUUGCAACUUGUAACACUGCCCAACUUUAUCCUGUGCUGGGCCCUUCAUCAACGAACUGACUCACCAAUAUUGGAGAACGCGCUAUGCUCCGAGGGAGAACUUGACUUAACGCCAGAAGUCACCAAAGCCUUUGAAGACUUUCUCUCGGAUCGCGGAAUCUCUCUUUCUUUCUUCUCCGGUGGUUGGUCGGCAGAGUUCGUUGAACUAAUUGCCUCCAACGAAACCUCCGGAACGGGAGAUGGUUCCAAACGGCAAACCGUCAUACUUGGCGCAGAGACCAUUUAUUCCCCCUUUGCUCUCAACGCCUUUACGCACACCAUAUUUUCCCUAAUGGAACGAGAGAGAACGCAUGGUCAUGCCGCGGAAGCCUUGGUCGGCGCCAAGAAGCUCUACUUCGGUGUAGGCGGUUCACUGGAUGACUUCGUCGCCAAGGCUCGCGAGCUCGGUGCCAAUGUUGAGGAGCUCCGAGAGGAAGCAGAGGGUGUUCGCCGCGGCGUAGUUCGCUGUAGUCUACCCUAGGUACUCUACCAAGGCCCUAUAAGCUUUCGCAAUAUACGCUCAUAGACUCGUAAAAUUAUUGCAAGACUCAGAUCUCAGGUAAACUCAAAGCGAACACAACGUCUUCUAAACGAAAACGUUGAACUGGUCUGGCAUCUUGAAAUUAUGUUGCUCAGGGAUGAGUAAGAGCAUGGCAGGUCUCAAACUCGAGACCACCGUAUUUAUGAUUUGUGUAAUCAAGUAAACCGGCGGAGCUAACAUCUUGAAU